AUGACCCUCUCUCUCAUGGCUGCUUGGAACCUCCGUGGGUUUAAUAGCCCAGACAAGGUGCCUUGCUGCAAGCAAUUUUCAAAAAAAUAUAAUCUAGAUAUGCUAUUUAUUUUAGAAGCAAAAGUUUCUGCUGCUUCCUCGUCAGACCCUUGGUUCUCUGCAAAUCACGAUAUUUUUCCUUGUGAAGCUUCUUUUGACAAUUUUGCUUUAUCAAACCCGGACACAAUCUGGAUCAAGUGGAAUUCCCUCAAAGUGAAUUUUAUCCCUGUUUUUACCUCUACCCAGCUCAUCCACGAGCUGGUCUAUGUGGGUACUAUCCCGACUUGCAAUGUCUCUGUCAUUUAUGCUUCCAAAAACUUUGAAGAGAGACUUCUCCUUUGGGAGCAGCUCUUAAGUUUGGCUGAUGGUAUUGUGCUCCCGGGGAUCAUCUUAGGGGAUUUCAACUGCUGUAGAUACCCCCAUGAGAAGGCUGGUGGUAAUGCUAUUGUGGCUAGCAAAAUGACAGAUUUUAAUAAUCUGAUUUUCAACAUUGGGGUCCAUGAGUUGUCUUCGGUGGGACACUACUAUACUUGGUUUAAUCAGAGAGCUGACAAACCAAUUCAUAUUAAACUGGAUAGAGCCUUAGUCAAUGAUGCAUGGCUGAGCACCUUUAAUAACACCUACUUCUGGGACUGUCUGAUCUCCUCAUUCUCUCAGCAUUAUCGUAGCAGUCCUAUCUGUGCUUUCUACUACAAGCUCAAAGAUUUGAAAAGAAAGAUUAAAACUAAGACUUGGGCUUCUUCCUCCCGCCUCAAGCAGGAUCUGGAUAACCUUUCUUUUGAGCAAAACCUGCUCCUGAGCCGCUUGCAAGAUAAUCCCACUGAUCCUAUUUUGAAUGCCACACUUUCUUUUACAAACCGCUGCAUGGCUGAUAUUAACCAUGCUUGGACUGAGUGGAUUUCACAAAGAGGGAAAGCUUCUUGGUUGUCUUGUGGUGAGGAUGACUUAAAGUUCUUGUAUGCUCGCAUCAACAUCAGACAUAAUGUAAAUCUUAUCAAAUCGCUAUCCACCCCGGAUGGUAUCCUCACCUCGCAUCAGGAAAUUAAAGAGGCGGCUAUUUCUCAUUUUCAAAAUCUUUUUAAUUCCUCUACCCUGGCUCCCAAUGCUAGCCAUUCUAUCCCCACCGGCAACAGCAUUUCGGUUGAUCUUAUUCAGAGACUUACCUCUCCGGUUACUGCUGAAGAAAUUAAAAGCAUUAUCUUCAAUGCCCCUGCUACCUCUGCCCCUGGACCGGAUGGUUACACAUUUGAUUUUUACAAAUCCUCCUGGAAUGUUAUUGGGAAGCAAAUCUGUGAUGUUGUUUUUUCUUUCUUCUCCUCCGGUUUCAUGCCCCGGGAAGCUAAGGCGACAGCUAUCACCUUAAUUCCAAAAAAAACCCAUGCUGAUUGCAUUUCAGACUACAUACCUAUCUCCCUCUGCAACACUUUUUUACAAAAUAAUUGCGAAGAUUCUUGCUAA
Dendrobium catenatum is the source of this 1497-nucleotide messenger RNA. RefSeq lists its product as uncharacterized. The coding region runs from base 1 to 1497 and encodes 498 amino acids. The transcript has 2 exons. Lineage: Eukaryota; Viridiplantae; Streptophyta; Magnoliopsida; Asparagales; Orchidaceae. The record is from RefSeq and is a predicted model, not a curated record.